ACUGACCACUGCCAUCCAGUUACGUUCAGACGGUUGGUUGCAAACACGGUCCAGCCAUCGAACCGAUCUCUUUUUUUCAUCCCUGAUCACGUUUUUCAAAAAUUUUAUUAUUAUUCAACCAAAUCCCAUAUUCUCAAUGUGAAAAAUAAUUGCACAGGCGUUUAAAAAAAAUAGUGAAUUAAAAAAUUAACACCUGUUUGUGAAAAACGGGGUGAGUUUAUUAUAAUUAUGUAGCCAAUACGGCCAUGUUGAAGUGGGUCCAUCAUUCUCCGCCUCCGAAGAAUCAUACUCAUGUGAAAUCCUCGGAAGCGUUAUUUGACAAAGACAAAGAAAACGAAAGACAAUGUGAAAAUAAUCGUCAAGAGAAAGAGAAUGAGAAGACGAAAGAGGAAAAGGAAAUCCUGGAAGCCUUAAGGAGACGUAUCGGGGGCUCGGACCCGAGAGUCGCCACAUGUAGAGGAAAGUUACAAAACAAGAGGAGUAAACUUAAUCAGGAAAUCAACAAAGAGCUACGUCUUCGUGCCGGAGCUGAAAAUCUUUUUAAGGCCACAACUAACAGAAAAUUGAAAGAGACAGUUGCAUUGGAAUUGAGUUUUGUCAAUUCGAAUUUGCAGUUACUCAAAGAACAACUGGCGGAACUUAAUAGUUCCGUUGAGUUGUACCAAAAUGGCGAUAGUGAAGAUCCCAUUAUGCCCAUGAUACCAUUGGGAUUGAAGGAGACCAAAGAUAUCGACUUUCGAGAUUCAUUUAAAGAUUUUAUCUUAGAACAUUAUAGUGAAGAUGGAGGGAAUUAUGAAGAGGCCAUUGCAGAACUUAUGGAAACCAGACAGGCAACGAGAACACCAACGAGGGAUGCUGCUGGAAUAGCAUUACUUCUUCGAUACUAUAAUCAAUUAUAUUUCAUCGAAAGGCGUUUCUUUCCACCUGACAGAAGUUUGGGAAUUUAUUUCGAGUGGUUUGAUUCAUUGACUGGUGUGCCGAGUUGUCAGAGGACAGUUGCUUUUGAAAAAGCAUCAGUUUUGUUUAAUGCAGGAGCUCUUUAUACACAAUUAGGUGCUAAACAAGACAGACGUACGUCACGUGGUUUAGAUCAGGCGGUUGAUGCAUUUUUAAGAGCUGCUGGCACAUUUCGUUAUAUUCAUGAAAAUUUCACAAAUGCACCCAGCAUGGAUCUGGGACCAGACAUGCUGGACAUGCUGGUCCAGUUAAUGCUGGCACAGGCAAGGGAGUGUCUUUUUGAAAAAUUGGAACUUCAAUCAAGAGAUUCUAGAAAUAUUGAUGUUUCUUUGGAUCUUGCUCAAGAAGCUGCUCAGGUUUCUGCAGUUUAUAACGAUGUUCAUGGACUAAUAACUCGGGAGCCGGUUCGUGAUUACGUCCCAGAAUCAUGGGUUUCGUUAAUUUUAGUUAAACGAGAACAUCAUUUGGCUUUGGCACACAAACAUUGUGCGGUUGGUCUUUUAGAUAUUCCAUUAUCGGAAUUUUGCACCGAAGCAAAAUUAAUUCUUGAACGAAUUCAAGAAAGCGAUGGAAAGACACAAAUCGAUGUGAUUGUACCGAAAGACGAUAAUGAUAGAAAAGCAUUGGGACGUGCACAUUUGAGGGAAGCUUUGGUACUGCACGAGGAGAGUCAGAGGCUGCAAAGAAUGUGUAGGGAGCUAAAAGGAAAGCCAACUUUGGGAAAAGUUUUAAAAAAAGGUCAAGAUUGUACCUUGGAAAUUUAUAAUCGUGCAGGAGAUGAAGACGAUUUUCGAGACUUGCUGGAUCCUCCUCAUAUAAUAGCCUCGACGAAAUUUCAAUUGAGUCUCACACAUCCAGACUUUGGUCAGCAUGGUGUAGAUGACCUUUUCAGAUCCUUGGGUCCAGUGGCAAUUUUUUCAGCAAAAAGACAUUGGACCGCGCCGAGACUGAUUCAACUUCAAAGAGGACCAGGAGGCGAAGGAUUUGGAUUUAGUGUACGAGGCGAUGCUCCCGUUAUUAUUGCUGCCGUAGAUCACAAUUCACUUGCUGACUUAGGAGGAAUGAAAGAAGGAGAUUUUAUUGUCAGUAUUAGCGAUAAAGAUGUCAAGUGGGCCUCUCAUGAUCAAGUUGUACGACUCAUUAAACAAUGCGGAGAUUCAAUUAGUUUAAAACUCGUUACACCGAUGGAUAGAAAUUAUUUAAAGAAACCAGCCAAAACGAGUCAUCACGAUAAAGGAAGUGUAUCGGCAAGUAGUUCCUCGGGAGUAUCAUCGGGACAACCUAGUCCUGCAGGAUCAGUUACAACAGCUCAUGUAGCCAAAAGACAUCCUUGGAAUCCAUUUAAAAAAUCUAAUGGUCAACGAGACAGUAGGGAUCUAACAUUUGAUAAUGUUAUUCUUAGAUGAAGUCCUUUUGUCAAAAAAAAUAAAACUUGAAAAGUUUUAAAUUCAUUUAGAAUUAAUUUCUGGAAAUUAAUUUUAAAAAAUCUGUAUAAAAAUGUCGAAAAAUUACAAUAACAAAAAAUUGUGUCGAAUAAAAUAUUUGAAAAAGAGGGUUAAAAAAUUGUAAUCUCUUAAAAAUUGUAAAAAACAAUUUGUAAUAUUUAAAAAAUACGGCAACUUUAAAAAAUCGUCUUAAAAUGACAAUAUUUUUUGUCAAAUUUGUAAAUACGAAAAGAAAUUGUAAAAAAGAGUCCUUAUCAUGAAUUGUUGCCAAAUUGAAAGUAAAUUCGAAUACGCGUAUAAUUAUUAGAUUCAAUUUAGAAGUAUCUGUUUUUUGAUAUAUUAAUUAUUUGCAUGUACAAAAGUGUCGAGUGCUUGAGAGCAAUAUAAAUUUUAUAUUUUAGAUUUUUUAGUGUAGAUCUACUAACUGGAAAUCCUUUGGGAUGAUUGCCAUAUUAAUUUCUUAUAUAUUUGUGAGUAAUAUGCUCCACUUUUCUAUAAUUUAAUUCUUCCGUCUCUAUAAUAAACUUGACGCCACAGAUUAAAAUAUCAUUGCAAAUAGAAAAAUAUGAAUUUAAAAUAUUUAUCAUUUUGUUUUUGGCUAAUUUAAUCCUUAAAAAAAUCUUUGCAGCGCAAUUUGUUUUUCUUUUUAAAAAAAUAAAAGAAAGCGUUUGCGUAUGUGUGCAAUAUAUUUUUUUUCAAAUGUGUCGAAUUAGAAUAUAAUUUUAAGUGCCAAUACUUGUGUAGAAUUUCAAUUCAUACGAGUUUAAUUUUAGUGUUCAAGAUACAUUUCGAAAUGUUCGAUUCAGAUUAAUUUUGAAACUGAAAAUUACAAAAUAAAUACAUUUUACAGUUGAAAUUCACUACUACGAACAAUGUUUAUGUAAAUAAAGUCAUUACUAAAAAUCAUGAAAUACAUUUACAUAGAAAAUUA
This is a messenger RNA of Leptopilina boulardi, 3333 nucleotides long. RefSeq names its product rhophilin-2 (gene Rhp). Gene Ontology annotation, molecular function: protein binding. Bases 246 to 2363 code for a protein of 705 amino acids. The transcript has 13 exons. NCBI's taxonomy places the organism in Eukaryota, Metazoa, Arthropoda, Insecta, Hymenoptera, Figitidae. Gene Ontology annotation, biological process: negative regulation of stress fiber assembly; signal transduction. The record is from RefSeq and is a predicted model, not a curated record.